UUUCCGAAAAACAAUUGGCGCCAUAAAUGCAUAUAUUUCGCUCCCUCAAAUACCAGUGUAUUUCUUUGUGUUUAUCUCUUUUAUCCGUUUCAAGUUUCAACAAUGCGGGGGCAAUCCCUCCGAAUCCUUCUUUUCAUUACUGCUAGCACUCUGACUCUAAUCAACCGAACUUCAUGCGACACAGAGCCUAAACCAGGGAGAACUCUUGCAAUUAUAAAGCCAGAUGGUGUUUCUGGUGGUUACAAUAAUAUAAUUCACACUGUUAUUAUUGAUUCUGGUUUCAAAGUCAUUACAAUGAAGAGUACUCAGCUUAAUGAGAGCCAAGCAACCAACUUCUACGUUGAGCAUCAAAAUAGGAUAUUUUUCCCUAACCUCAUCAAGUACAUGACCAGUGGUCCAGUGGUAAUCAUGGUUCUGGAGAAACCUAAUGCCAUUGCUGAGUGGCGUGCUUUGAUUGGACCAACUGAUGCAUCAGAAGCAAAGAAAUCUCAUCCCUCAAGCAUCAGAGCUAUGUGUGGCAAUGAUAAAGAAAGGAACUGUGUUCAUGGUUCAGACUCUCCCGACUCUGCUGCUCGGGAAAUUGAGUUUUUCUUUGGGAAGACAUAUGUCAUGGCGAACUACUCAAGCUAUGAUCAGGAGACGACCAUUGGUUCAUCAGAAGGGGAGAUUUCUUCAUCCCAUGAUGAGCUCUAGCUGAUAGAAUUUGAGGCAAAUGCUUUGCUGACGGGUCAGACAUUGGCUGCUUGCUACAUGUUGAACUGCCUAUAUAUUGUGAAUAUAUACCACUCUUUCACCUUUACGUGUAUCAUAAAUGUGAUGAGGUGAAAUUGAUGAACUUAAUUGGCUUUAGCUGGUGUUGCCCAGCUAAGCUGGUUCUUGGCGUUUUAUGAGUACUGUUGUUUGAGGAUAUCACCAAAAUGCGUCAUUUUCUCUUUUGCUAUGGUAGCUAAACGUAUCAUUUUCUCUUUUGCUGUGGUAGCUGGGAAUUGCAUGAGCACUGCAUCAGUUGUAUUAAUUGAGGAGAGUGUGUAUAUUAGGCCCGACAUUAGAAACUCUUAAUGUUUUUGGUCCA
Messenger RNA from Amborella trichopoda, 1072 nucleotides. RefSeq names its product putative nucleoside diphosphate kinase 5. Gene Ontology annotation, molecular function: nucleoside diphosphate kinase activity. The record is from RefSeq and is a predicted model, not a curated record. Gene Ontology annotation, biological process: CTP biosynthetic process; UTP biosynthetic process; GTP biosynthetic process. Lineage: Eukaryota; Viridiplantae; Streptophyta; Magnoliopsida; Amborellales; Amborellaceae.